Molecule: messenger RNA, 1884 nt
Organism: Triticum aestivum (bread wheat)
Lineage: Eukaryota; Viridiplantae; Streptophyta; Magnoliopsida; Poales; Poaceae
Product: 3-ketoacyl-CoA synthase 4-like
Exons: 1
Coding region: 135-1592 (485 amino acids)
Biological process (GO): fatty acid biosynthetic process
Cellular component (GO): membrane
Molecular function (GO): acyltransferase activity, transferring groups other than amino-acyl groups
Source: RefSeq, a predicted model, not a curated record
UCACGGUCACAUGAGCUGGAGACGACGCACCAUAUAAGAGAGCCAUAGCAUCGUACGCUACGCACAUACACUACAGGAGAAUCAGCGUCCAAAACACUCAAGAGAUCGCGAGAUAAGCAGCAGGCGGAACGGACAUGGAGAUGGCGCACAGAGACCACCUCCUCGCCGCCGUGCACGGCGUCCUCGGCGUCGCCGUCCUCAUCCUGUGCCUCGCUGCCGAGCUGUCCGUCCUCGUCUUCCGGCGCCACGCGGCGCUGUACCUCCUCCCCGUCUGCGCGAUGAUGACGCACCUGUGGCGCUCCGGCCGACGUGCGGACAUCGGCCUGGUCGACUUCGCGUACCUGAAGCCGCCCCGCCGGCUGCGCGUCACCAUCCCGGGCCUGCUCGAGCACCUCCGCCUUAUCGGCUGCUUCGACGACGGCAGCGUCGAGUUCAUGUCCAGGGUCGUCGAGGACAGCGGCAUGGGCGACGAGACCUACUUCCCGCCGGCGCUGCACUACCUCCCGCCGUCCGCCACGCACGCCGACGCCGUCCAGGAGGCGGGGAUGCUCUUCUUCCCCACGCUCGACGAGUUGUUCGCUAAGACGGGCGUGCCGCCGUCCGCCGUCGGCGCGCUCGUCGUCAACUGCAGCGGGUUCGGCCCUGCCCCGUCGCUCACCGCCAUCAUCGCCAACCGCUACCGCAUGCCCAGCGACGUCAAGACCUUCAACCUGUCCGGCAUGGGGUGCGCCGCGGGCAUCGUCGGUCUGGACGUCGCGAGGGGCAUCCUGAGAGCGCACGACGGCGCCGUCGACUACGCCGUCGUCGUCAGCGCGGAGAUCGUCACACUCGGGUGGUACCGAGGGAGAGACCGCAGCAAGCUGCUCCUCAACUGCUUCUUCCGCACCGGCUGCGCCGCCGCGCUGCUGUCGAACACCGCAUCGGCGGCAGCGCCGGUCAAGUACCGGCUCGUCGCGCUGAAGCGCACGACCAUCGCGGCCGACGACGGCGGCUACAAUCUGGCCGUGAGGGAGGAGGACGACGAGGGCAUCACGGGGUUCACCAUCGGGCGCGGCCUCGGACGUUUGUUCCGGGACCUCCUCCGCGCCCACCUCCCCGCCUUCGGCGCCUCCAUCCUCCCAUGGCACGAGAAGCUCCGCUACGCCGCAGCGCUCAUGCGAUUCCACCGCCACCGCAGGAGCAUCAAAAACCUCCAAGGCGGAGAAGGCCACGUGGAGGCGCCGAAGCCGAACUUCCUGGCCGCGGCGAGCCACUUCUGCCUACCGUCGUCGGGGAUGCCGAACAUACGGAGGCUAGCGGAGGGGCUGGGGCUGGGGGAGAGGGAGGCGGAGGCGGCGCUGGCGACGUUCCAGCGGUUCGGGAACCAGUCGGCGUCGUCGCUGUGGUACCAGCUCGGGUACCACGAGGCGAGGGGGCGGGUCCGGAGGGGCGACCGCGUGUGGCAGCUCGGCAUGGGGAGCGGGCCCAAGGCGAGCAGCGCCCUGUGGGAGCGCGUCGCCGCACACGGGCGCCCCGCGGCGGCCGACGAGGGGCCGUGGGGCGACUGCGUCCUCCGCUACCCGGCGAAGGCACUGGGCGCCGCGUUGGCUUGAGCUGAACGUACGCAACCAGUGCAUGCGUUGGGUUCCUGGAUGGAUUGGAGGAGAAUGCUUGUUUGCAAGUCCGAGGACGGUGUUGUUUGCACCAUGCGCGCGUACGUUCACUUUGAUUGCUUUGUUUGCUUAGAGUCGUUGAUCGUCGAGUCGUCGUUUGGAGCUGCAAGGUGAUUUGUAGAGCGGAGAAUAAGCUCGGAAUCUUCAACUGGGUUAUCUCACUUUUAUUGUACUUAGAUCUUGUUUCCUGCCUUUCGUUUCGGAAUCCAUGGCGUAUUUUGGCUGUUUUCAA